This is a messenger RNA of Salarias fasciatus (jewelled blenny), 2329 nucleotides long. Its product is annotated as ATP synthase subunit C lysine N-methyltransferase. The transcript has 5 exons. Gene Ontology annotation, molecular function: protein-lysine N-methyltransferase activity. NCBI's taxonomy places the organism in Eukaryota, Metazoa, Chordata, Actinopteri, Blenniiformes, Blenniidae. The record is from RefSeq and is a predicted model, not a curated record. Gene Ontology annotation, cellular component: mitochondrion. Bases 651 to 1220 code for a protein of 189 amino acids. Gene Ontology annotation, biological process: regulation of mitochondrial ATP synthesis coupled proton transport; positive regulation of proton-transporting ATP synthase activity, rotational mechanism; peptidyl-lysine trimethylation.
GACACCACCCCGUCCUGUCGGCCUGCACAGGUGCUCUGUUCACAGGCCUCUAUGGUGUUUGGAGCCUCUUCGUCAUGCCUGGUUUCCGCAAGGUUCCCCUGAAACUAAAGUGCUCCGCAAUAGCAACAAAUGUGGAAAAAGACGAAAGUGGUAAGUCUAUAAUCACGACUGUGUUUUAUGAAAAGUUGCAUCGUCACAUUCCGCAUGUUAAACUGACCUUUUUUAUAUCCUGAAUCUCAUAGUUUUUUCAACAUGUAAAAAUCAAACUGAUUAGCACUUUCCUGCUGAUAUCUUCCUAACUGUAUUGCAUGUAAAACAUGUUAUGCAAAGAAAAAGUAGGUUAGAACACGAUGUCACAUUAAACACAGCAGGAACAGCAGGAAGUCUGUUUGUAUGCACGCUAUUGUGCAGCAGUUCCGUUGACAACGAGUGGGAGAUGAGACUCAAGGUUACAGUUACAGCAUUCAGAAGACUUUAAAGCAGAAGUGUGUUUAUUGCGAAGCCUGGGCUGAUGUUUUAAUACCAAGCAGAAGACAUUUCUGUUGCAGAGACUUUCAAUCGUGCUGUAAUACAAAGAGUGUGAAUGUUUUUGCUUGUGGGUGCUUACUUUGAAAAGAUCUGAGUUCAGUGUGAAGGACAGAUUAACAGGGAUGUUUUCUGUCAUCUACUUGAUAGGAGGAACCAAUGUGCGACUUGUCACAUUUAUUGACUUCCUGUAUGUUUGUACCAUGCUUCAGGUUCCAUAUUUGCCCUCCAGUAAAGAUCAGACCCUGAACACGAUGAAGCUGCUUGAGGGGCGAACAGGCCGCCUGGUAGAUCUUGGAUCAGGGGACGGGAGGCUGGUGUUUGCAGCCUCUUCAGCUGGUUUCAAGUGCACUGGAUUUGAGAUUAACUCCAUUUUAUUGGUGUAUGCCAGGAGCAAAGCUUCCUGGACUGGAGUCCCUUCUAGCCAGGCAACUUUUGUUAACAAGGAUUUCUGGACGACUGACUUGUCCUCAUACAACAACGUCAUCGCUUUCCUCGCUCCAGGAGUGAUGGGAUUGCUGGCUGAGAAGCUGUUGAAAGAGCUUCCCGAUGACGCGCGUGUGAUCGCUUGCCGUUUUCCAUUCCCCGACUGGCCGCUACAGUCCUCUGCGGGUUCAGGACUCGACAAGACAUUUGCUUAUGAUAUUGGCAGUGUGCGAUCACUCCUGAGAAAGAGACCAAACCCGGUGGAUUAAAAACCUGAUUAGUUCCGAUCAAGAUUAUGAAAUUUUGUCACACUGUAAAGUGAUAUCAUGUAAAUUCAUAAGUGGUGUCAAAAGCAACUUGGGAAGAAGAGAAAAGGGUGAUGUUGCACUUUGCAAGUAUGGAGAGGAAUCCAGGAUUAUGCCAGAAUGAUUUUUACAUCGCUCCACGCCUCCAUCAUUCAUUCAACCAUUGCACUUCCAGGACAGACCUGUGCCAUCUGGCUGACUAGCUGCUAUAAAAUACGAUUGUAUAUUUGUUCUUUACAUGUGACUGCAUUUCUCUUUCUUAAAACUUUUCUUGUGCAAAUAAUUUUACUCCUGAAUCGAUACCAAUAAAAUUCCUAAAACAUGUGCUACAAGAGAGUCCAUUAAGUCAGUGUUAUUUACAAGAUAUUUAAAUUUGUCAUAGGGGUCAAAAUCAGAUUUAUAUGUUUUGUUUUGCUGUGAUUUGUUUUGUUAAGAGAUUAAUAGACCAGCUUUGAGCAAUGGGUUCAUAUUUUAUGCAGUGCCUAUUCACCUGUUGAAUAUCCUAAUUCUUUAUAUAAUUAGGACAUUAUGAUAAUAUACUAUGUGUGAAUUGACUAAUAAACAUGGACAUUUUCUGGAUUUUGAGUAAAUAAAAUACUUUUAAAUGUGGUCCCAAAAAGUAAUACUUCCACUGGUUACUGAAUAUAUUUCAUAUCCAGCAGUAGGCUAAUUACAGAAAGGGCUUACAGUCAAGCCUACCCGACCAACUCGUCCCCAAGCUAAGUCGGUGCCAUGCAAACUCGCAGGGCUCUCAUGUCUCACGCAUUUUGGUCUUUUGUCACGCACUCACACCACACAUUGUAUUUCUCACGCUGAAAAACAAUUACCGGUAAAUUUUUCUGGUGCGCUGCUGCUAUGGAACCGCGAGGAAUCAAACAUGUCUACCAGCCUGUUACUUACCUGUCAAUCAAAAAAGGAAAGGGGCGGGCUAAAAUAGCACAUCAACCAAUGAUAAAAAGCAUUGUUACAGCACAUGAGUCUGCUAGAGAGUGAUAUUUAUAUUUAAAUUAUAUUUGAAUAUGUCUUCUAGCUUACAUAGUAUGUUUUUUAAUUAAAUCUAUCCUAAAUUUAUA